AAAAUCAACAUGAUCAAAUCAAAACACAAGCUCUUGCCACUACUCUUUCUCUUGUUCUCUUGCAACUAUAUCUCCUCCUUCUCCACCGACAAUGAUGCAUCUCUUCUUCUCGACAUCAAAGCUACUCUCAUUGAUCCACUGGAUAGUCUAAGAGAUUGGAAAUUACCCGAAAACGAUGUCGUCUCAACUCACUGCAGAUGGAGUGGAGUGGGCUGCAGCUACAAUGGCUUGGUUGAGAGUCUCAAUCUCUCCAACAUGAAUCUCUCCGGUAAUCUCCCUGACUCAAUCCACGGCCUGACCGGCUUGCGCCAUCUCAAUCUCAGCUGCAACGCCUUCGCGUUGCCAUUGCACAUUUCCUUCUCCAAUCUCAGUACUCUCGAGACCAUCGACCUGAGCCAGAACUAUUUCAUUGGCGCAUUCCCACUCGGCCUUGGGCUGGCGAGGAGGCUGGCAUACGUGAAUGCAUCGGGGAACAACUUCUCGGGCCCUCUCCCAGUCGACAUUGGCAAUGCCACGUCGCUUGUGAGCCUUGACCUCAGAGGGAACUUCUUCCAAGGCUCCAUUCCUCGAAGCUACGGGAAGCUGGCGAGCUUGAAGUUUCUCGGCCUCUCCGGGAAUAAUCUCACCGGGAAGAUACCAGCCGAGGUAGGACAGCUGUCCUCGCUCGAAACCAUGAUCCUUGGAUACAAUGCGUUUGAUGGUCAGAUACCUUCAGAACUCGGAAAUCUUACUAGUCUCAAAUAUUUAGACAUUGCCAUUGCCAACUUAAGCGGCCCGAUUCCACCCGAAAUCGGGCGCUUGAUCAACCUCACCACAGUAUUCCUGUACCAGAACAAUCUGGAAGGGAGAAUUCCGGCUGAGCUGACUAAAUUGGGAGGAAUUCAGUUUCUAGACAUGUCUGAAAACAUGUUGUCUGGAGAGAUUCCGGGAGAGAUCGCGCAACUGAAGAAUCUGCAGCUGCUGAAUCUGAUGGGGAACAAACUAUCCGGCUCUGUUCCGCCCGGCAUUGCCGGAUUAGAUCAGCUCCAAGUGCUAGAGCUCUGGAACAACUCCCUCUCGGGUGCUCUACCCCCUGAUCUCGGGGAAAAGGCGCCUCUCGAGUGGCUCGACCUCUCAUCUAAUAUGCUCUCGGGUUCAAUCCCGGCCUCCCUAUGCAAUGCAGGCAAACUGACGAAGCUCAUUCUGUUCAACAACGCCUUCUCCGGUCCCAUCCCCGACACUCUGGCCAGGUGCGGGUCGUUGGUUCGUGUCAGGAUGCACAACAACCGCUUCUCUGGGGCCAUCCCGGCUGGCUUCGGGAGACUAGCCAGGCUGCAGAGGCUGGAGCUCGCCAACAACAGCCUCAUCGGCCAGAUUCCAUCCGAUCUCUCUGCUUCUUCCUCGCUUUCCUUCAUUGAUCUCUCCAGAAACCAACUCCGAUCCCCGGUUCUAUCUUCCAUCCUCUCGAUCCCAACGCUCCAAAGCUUCAUCGCGUCGCGGAACAGCUUGUUUGGAGAGAUCCCGAAUCUGUUCCAGGACUGCCGUGAGCUGUCAGUCCUGGAUCUUUCCUUCAAUAGCUUCACUGGCGACAUUCCGUUAAGCAUUGCCUCGUGCGAGAAGCUAGUGACUCUGAAUCUCCGAAACAAUGGCCUCACGGGCUCCAUCCCGCUCCAGAUCGCAUCCAUGCCUACCUUAUCAGUGCUCGAUCUAUCAAACAAUUCUCUCACCGGAGGAAUCCCCGAUAAUCUCGGGAACUCACCGGCUUUAGAAUCGAUGAAUCUGUCCUACAACAAGCUCGAGGGCAUCGUUCCGUCCAAUGGCAUGCUCAGAACGAUCAGCCCCGACGAUCUCGCAGGCAACCCCGGCCUAUGCGGAGGCGUGCUCCCUCCCUGCUCGCACUCCAUAGCAAGCAGGGAGCGAGGCGUUCGUGCAAAGCAUAUAAUCGGAGGAUGGAUAGUUGGAAUUUCGACCUUUUUCCUCUUGGUAAUGGCGGGAGUGGGAGCUCAGUAUUUGUAUCGAAAAUGGCGGGAAGGGAACUGUUUUGAUGAUGAGGAGAAGAGCACAAGUGGUGAAUGGCCUUGGAGGCUGAUGGCUUUCCAGAGGGUGGGAUUCAACAGCAACGACAUCCUCUCCUGCAUCAACGAGUGCAAUGUGAUAGGGAUGGGGGCGGCGGGGACGGUGUACAGGGCCGAGAUACCGAGGCUGAGCACGACGGUGGCGGUGAAGAAGCUGUGGAUGGGAGGGGACGACGUGGUCGGGGAGGUGAGCAUGCUGGCGAGGCUGAGGCACAGGAACAUCGUGAGGCUGGUGGGGUUCCUUCACAAUGACAGCGACGCGAUGAUAAUAUGCGAGUUUGCCAAGAAUGGGAACCUGGGAGAGGCGUUGCACGGGAAGCAGGGGCUGCUGGUGGAUUGGGUGUCGAGGUACAACGUGGCGCUUGGGGUGGCGCAGGGGCUGGCGUACCUACACCACGACUGCCAUCCCCCGUUGAUCCACCGCGAUGUGAAGUCGAGCAACAUCCUUCUGGACGAGCACCUUGAGGCCAGGGUGGCUGACUUUGGGCUGGCCAAGAUGGUCUUGACAAAGAAUGAGACGGUCUCCAUGGUCGCAGGCUCGUACGGUUACAUAGCCCCUGAAUACGGAUACACGCUGAAAGUGGACGAGAAGAGCGAUGUGUACAGCUAUGGAGUGGUUCUGAUGGAACUGGUGACGGGGAAGAGGCCGUUAGAGGCAGAGUUCGGAGAAUCGGUGGAUAUUGUGGGAUGGAUGAGAAGGAAGCAGCGGUUAGAGGAGGCUCUAGAUCCGAGUGUGGGGAACACGAAGCACGUUCAAGAGGAGAUGAUGUUAGUGCUGCGGAUUGCUCUUCUUUGCACGGCAAAGCUUCCCAAAGACAGGCCUACCAUGAGAGAUGUGUUGGGCAUGCUGGCAGAGGCCAAGCCUCGAAGGAAAAGCUCAGGAGGUAACAAGGAAAAUCCAAUCUUCACCACCACAUCACCUCACCUGUAGAUGGACUGUUUCACCUUUUAUUUUUUAUUUUUAUACUACUGGUCUCUAUCUUUAUGGUGGAAGGAAAGAAAAGGAAGGGAGGGAGUAACAAUGACAAAAUCAUGCAUUUUUUUUCAGGAAUUAGCCUCCCAAGAUUGAGGCCUUUUUAAAACUUACAAAAAAGGAUAAAUGCAAAUUUCAAACGCAUCUCCGUUUAAUGAAAUGAUAAUGUUUUGUUCA
Salvia hispanica is the source of this 3204-nucleotide messenger RNA. RefSeq lists its product as uncharacterized. Gene Ontology annotation, biological process: protein phosphorylation. NCBI's taxonomy places the organism in Eukaryota, Viridiplantae, Streptophyta, Magnoliopsida, Lamiales, Lamiaceae. The record is from RefSeq and is a predicted model, not a curated record. Gene Ontology annotation, molecular function: protein kinase activity; protein binding; ATP binding.